Messenger RNA from Penicillium nucicola, 852 nucleotides. Its product is annotated as sulfotransferase family protein. The record is from RefSeq and is a predicted model, not a curated record. The transcript has a single exon. NCBI's taxonomy places the organism in Eukaryota, Fungi, Ascomycota, Eurotiomycetes, Eurotiales, Aspergillaceae. The coding region runs from base 1 to 852 and encodes 283 amino acids.
AUGUCCAUCACAGACUCGAUUUUCCACUAUGUGUACGGCCUUCCACCACCAACUACCUUGAAAAGAAAAGAACCGAUGCAAAUUCUGGCUGUUGGAAUAUCCAGAUCGGCCACCGAGUCUCUUCGCGAGGCGCUCCAUAUACUUGGCUUCAAUCAUACAUUCCAUGGAUUCGACACAAUUCUCCCGCCUUCAUCCCUACAGGCCAUCUAUAAACUUUUGCAGAAAAAGUACAAUACAGCACCGAAGCCCGGCGAAACGAACAAAUUGACAGCCGAAGAUUUUGACACUGUCCUAAGCAACUGCGUUGGCGUCAGCGACCUCCUCGCUGCAGAAUUCUCCCCCGAACUUAUCGCCGCGUAUCCCAACGCAAAAGUCAUUCUCAACACCCGCCAAGACCUCGACAGCUGGUACGAAAGUAUGGAACAAACAAUGGGCUAUUUCGACCAAAACCCAACAGACUGGGACUGGCUCAAGAGCUGGUUCAAUGCGGACUUGUUCUGGAUUCGCCAAACAAUGUGUCGCACCAUGAUGCCACGUUUCUUCCGAGGCAGUUUCGCAUCGAAUGGGAAAUGGGUCUAUGAGCAGCACGUGGCUAUUAUACGGGGAAUGGGUCUGCACCCGGAAAGACUCUUGGAAUGGUCUGUUGAGGAUGGUUGGGAACCGCUUUGCAAGUUUCUCGACAAAGAUGUCCCACAGGAAGCAUUUCCAAUGGGGAAUCCGCCGAAAGCGUGGGCUGAGCGUAUUGCUGUUACUAUGCAGGGUCACCAUGAGCGGGCUUUGAGGAACAUGGGUAUUUUCGGGGCAGUCAUGGUUGCUGUGACGUUGGUUUUGGGGAUGUAUGUACUUCAAUGA